AUGCAUCGGGUGCGCGAACUUUUCCCCACCAGCCUCAGCCGUGGCAGCAGGGACGAGCCGCCGCCGCACUUGGGCCGGUGUGAGAACCGCCCCGCCUUCCCGUUGGCCAGUAGCACGACUGGAGUGCGGCGGCAGCAUGCACUGCGAGUGCGGGAGAAGUGCAUCGACGCCAUCUCGCUCUCCAUGAUUCUUCAACGGCGCCAUGACCGUGCGCAACGUGGGCCCUACAAGUCCGAUUCUUCACUCAAGCAUCGUCCUGCGGCGUGGCUGGGUGAGGGGGAGGAGGAGGCAGGCCUGGAGCAGCUAUCACAGGCGUUGGUGCUGCAGUGUGGCGAGGUGGUCAGGCAGGCCGCCCUGCCAGUCAAGCAGCCCAUGCAGAAACUUAGCCUCACGCACAUCAAGGAGGAGUUGGUGCGCAGCCAGGCGACAGUGGAGGAGCUGAGAGACGUGGUGGCAGGACUGCAGGGCCUCAUAGUGCAACUGCUCCACCGCACACGUCCUCCCACUGCUGCCACUCUCGCGGCCAUGUCAGCGCCAUCCACGCCGCAGGACUGCAUGCAGUUGUCGCCGUCGCUGCUUCAGGUGCCAUCGACUCACUCAGUCGGGAGGGAGCGGCCACUGGAGCAAGCGCUGAGCCUGAGGGAGGUACAAGCGCGUUGCAGCAGCGGAGGGUUGGGUGGGGGUUCCGACAGGAGGGCAGUGGAGGGAGAGGUUGUGGUCUCGUUGGGAACGAGAGGUGGUGGAAGCGUUGCAGGGGGGAGUAUAGGUAGAAGCCUCCCCCGGCUGUCAAAGCGUGGGUCAAGCGAGUGGAUGGAGUUUCGUGAAGUCACGGAAGCUGAUGGCAGGAGAGCACCUUGGGAACAGGGGUUGCAACAGCGCUUCAGUGACUCGUACUAG
Messenger RNA from Closterium sp. Naga37s-1, 897 nucleotides. The record is from the annotation of a GenBank genome assembly. Lineage: Eukaryota; Viridiplantae; Streptophyta; Zygnematophyceae; Desmidiales; Closteriaceae.